CUUUUAACGAAGAAUUGCUGUGACCUCUCCCCACCGGCGGAGGUGAGACCGGUGAGACUACUGGUGAGACCGUGAGACUCGCGGUCUGGGUGUUCGAGCACUUUCCGUGCCCGCCUCGUGUGGCAUGACCGGCGGCGCACCGUCAUGGUCGUGGCUGCGUUUCCGAUUGCCAAGUUGGCCGCUCUGGCCUUCCGUCAGCUGAGCAAGCCACUGGCCAACCGCAUCAAGCAAGGGGCCAAGAGCAGCCCCUUCUUCCGUACGUACGUGUGCAUGCCACCGGCGCAGCUGUACCACUGGGUCGAGGUGAACGUCAAGAUGCGUAUCCUGAACCUGGGCAAGCCCUCCGAAGUGCCUCCACUCAAUGAGGCGAUGGCCAUCGAGCUGGGCGCCGAGCUUCUCGGCGAGAUGAUCAUCUUCGCUUCGGCCGCCGCCACGCUGAUCGCCGAGUACAUGCGCCAGGCGCGCAAUGAGCGGCUGCGCGAGAACGCCAAGCAGGAGAAGCAGCUCUGCCUCGAGUGCGAAGUCAAGGACCUGCGGCUGCGCGUCGAACAGCAGGAAGCACAGAUCAAGCACCUCACCAGGCUGGCCGGCACCUUUGUCGUGGCGCCGCCGCCGAAACCGCCGCCGCCACCAUCACCGCCACCACCUGCUGAAGAGGGCGCCAGAUCGAAACCCGCUCCGGUUGGUAGCUCCGAAACGAAGGCUUCUGCUCCAGGCAACACCGAACCUACCAAAGCGGCUUCGGCGAACAGCAUCGAAUCCAACACCACAGUCGUAGGUCGCGCCUUGAACGAUGCCACGGCUAGUCUUCUAGGAAAGACGCUGUCGUAGUCCCGGUGCGGACGACGGGCGCUUCCGGUGUUAAGAGGACCCCCGCGGGACGUCGCAUGUGUCCUACACGGAGCUAGUUCGUGCGCUCUCGAAAAAAGUCCGCCUGACGUCUGAAGGGUGCUGUUACGCGUAUAUUGUCACGUUGCUCCGCAAAGGAGUUGACCUCUCACUCUGUUGUGCUGGAAUCGACAUGUCCACGGUGAUCCCUUUAUUUUCUAGUUUCUCUGGGUAGCAACGACAGCGUUCGGAGUGGCACGCGUGUGCGCCUUCAAGUGUCUUUUUUUGCAGCUCAGCACAACGAUGGACGCAUAACUGAACAAACACAAUUUCUUUUGCUAUUUAAGCCAGUGUUAGGCACAUGCUUGGUGCACAGUACAGAUGGCGUAAGCCUGGCUUUCAUGUAAGUGGGCCUUGCGGAAUGUUAUAGAUAUUGCAUAAUAAUAAAGAAACACCAUGAGAGCUGAA
Messenger RNA from Rhipicephalus sanguineus (brown dog tick), 1296 nucleotides. Its product is annotated as optic atrophy 3 protein homolog. The coding region runs from base 145 to 831 and encodes 228 amino acids. The transcript has a single exon. Gene Ontology annotation, biological process: regulation of lipid metabolic process. The record is from RefSeq and is a predicted model, not a curated record. NCBI's taxonomy places the organism in Eukaryota, Metazoa, Arthropoda, Arachnida, Ixodida, Ixodidae. Gene Ontology annotation, cellular component: mitochondrion.